AUGCCGGCCAGCGAUCAAGAUGAGCGGCAGGAAGGCUCCAUCUUCUCCGUCUCCGGGCCCGUCAUCGUCGCCCAGAACAUGACUGGAUGCGCCAUGUACGAGCUGUGCAAGGUCAGCUACGACCAGCUCGUCGGCGAGGUCAUCCGUAUCGACGGCGACAAGGCCACCAUCCAGGUCUACGAGGAGACUGCCGGUGUCACAGUCGGUGACCCCGUCGUGCGCACUGGCAAGCCCUUGUCCGUCGAGCUGGGACCCGGUCUGAUGGAGACCAUCUACGACGGUAUCCAGCGCCCGUUGAAGGACAUCCACGACAAGUCGCAGAGCAUCUACAUCCCCAGAGGCAUUGAUGUGCCGGCUCUGGACCGCACGAAGAAGUGGGAGUACACGCCUAACGACAAGGUCAAGGUCGGCGACCACAUCACCGGUGGCGACAUUUUCGGCGCCGUCAAGGAGAAUACCCUGCUUUCCGACCACAAGAUCAUGCUUCCACCAAGAGCACGGGGCACGAUCAAGUGGAUUGCUCCCAAGGGCAACUACACUGUAGAGGAGAAGCUGUUGGAGGUGGAAUUCGAGGGCAAGAAGAGCGAGUACAACAUGAUUCAGAACUGGCCGGUCCGUGUGCCUAGACCUUCGACGGAUAAGCUGAGCUCUGGCGACCCGUUCAUUGUUGGACAGCGUGUGUUGGAUGCGCUUUUCCCCGCCGUUCAGGGUGGUACUGUCUGUAUCCCCGGAGCUUUUGGUUGUGGAAAGACGGUCAUCAGUCAGUCUGUGUCCAAGUUCUCGAACAGUGAUUUGAUUGUUUACGUUGGAUGCGGUGAGCGAGGCAACGAGAUGGCUGAAGUCUUGAUGGACUUCCCCGAGCUCACCAUCGACUUCGAAGGCCGCAAGGAGCCCAUCAUGAAGCGUACUUGCCUGAUCGCCAACACUUCGAACAUGCCUGUCGCCGCCCGUGAGGCUUCCAUCUACACCGGCAUCACCGUGGCCGAAUAUUUCAGAGAUCAGGGGAAGAACGUCGCCAUGAUGGCUGACUCCACUUCGCGCUGGGCUGAGGCUCUUCGUGAGAUUUCUGGUCGUCUGGGAGAGAUGCCGGCAGACCAAGGUUUCCCAGCCUACCUGGGAGCCAAGCUGGCCUCUUUCUACGAACGUGCCGGCAAGGUCAUUGCCCUUGGAUCCCCCGACCGAAAGGGCAGUGUCAGCAUCGUCGGCGCUGUCUCUCCACCAGGUGGUGACUUCUCUGACCCCGUCACAUCCUCCACGCUCAGCAUCGUCCAAGUCUUCUGGGGUCUCGACAAGAAGCUCGCCCAACGCAAGCACUUCCCCUCGAUCAACACGUCCCUCUCCUACUCGAAAUACACCAACAUCCUCGCCAAAUACUACGCCGAAAACAACCCCGAAUACCCCGGCUACCGCGACCGCAUCCGAGAACUCCUCUCGCAAUCCGAAGAACUCGACCAAGUCGUCCAACUGGUCGGCAAGUCCGCCCUCGGCGACGCCGACAAAAUCACCCUCGACGUGGCCGCGCUCAUCAAGGACGACUUCCUCCAACAAAACGGCUACUCGGACUACGACCAGUUCUGCCCGCUGUGGAAGACGUCGUGGAUGAUGAAGGCCAUGAUGACGUUCCACGACGAGUCGCAAAAGGCGAUUGCGCAGGGCCAGCAGUGGAGCAAAGUGCGCGACGCGACGAGCGAUAUCCAGAAUGAGCUGCGGAGUAUGAAGUUUGAGGUUCCCACUGAGGGCGAGGAGGCGAUUGGGAAGAAGUAUGAGGCGUUGAUGCAGAAGAUGAAUGAGAAGUUUGCGAGUGUUGUUGAUGGGUAA
This is a messenger RNA of Zasmidium cellare ATCC 36951, 1818 nucleotides long. RefSeq lists its product as uncharacterized. Gene Ontology annotation, molecular function: ATP hydrolysis activity; ATP binding; proton-transporting ATPase activity, rotational mechanism. Gene Ontology annotation, biological process: proton transmembrane transport; ATP metabolic process. The transcript has 4 exons. Bases 1 to 1818 code for a protein of 605 amino acids. The record is from RefSeq and is a predicted model, not a curated record. Lineage: Eukaryota; Fungi; Ascomycota; Dothideomycetes; Mycosphaerellales; Mycosphaerellaceae. Gene Ontology annotation, cellular component: proton-transporting V-type ATPase, V1 domain; fungal-type vacuole membrane.